This is a messenger RNA of Diorhabda carinulata, 1632 nucleotides long. RefSeq lists its product as uncharacterized. The record is from RefSeq and is a predicted model, not a curated record. The transcript is spliced from 11 exons. Gene Ontology annotation, cellular component: endosome; Golgi apparatus. Gene Ontology annotation, molecular function: GTPase activity; GTP binding. Bases 28 to 1632 code for a protein of 534 amino acids. NCBI's taxonomy places the organism in Eukaryota, Metazoa, Arthropoda, Insecta, Coleoptera, Chrysomelidae.
AUAGUGUUUAUUUUUGAGGUCUCUACCAUGGCUACAGACGGAGAUAGUAUGGACGAUGAUGUGUUCGAAACUUUAGAAGAUAUUGACAGUAGACUCAACGUAUCUGAUAGGAAUUUUUCACAAAAAGGAGGCACGCCAUCUCCUACGGGUUAUAGAAACUAUAAACCUCCUGAUGAAGUGUUGAAAUUAGCCGAGAACGAUGUAAUAGAAUCUACAGAACCUGCAAUACAUAAGACAAUUUUGCUGGGAGACAGUGGAGUUGGAAAGACAUCGCUUUUGGUUAAAUUCGACACUGGAAAAUUCCAAUCUGGGAAUUUUUCUGCAACCGUCGGUAUCGGAUUUACUACGAAAGUAGUUACUGUGAAUAAUACAAAAGUAAAGCUGCAAAUAUGGGAUACAGCUGGACAAGAAAGAUUCAGAAGCGUCACGCAUGCAUACUAUCGAGAUGCUCAUGCUUUACUUUUGCUUUAUGAUGUUACUAACAAAACAAGCUUUGACAAUAUUCGAGCCUGGUUGGGUGAGAUACGUGAAUACGCACAAGAUGACGUUGUUAUUAUGUUAUUAGGUAAUAAAGCUGAUUGUGGUGCAGAGAGGGCGGUUAGAAGAGAGGAUGGUGAAAGAUUGGCGAGAGAAUAUAGCGUGGCAUUCAUGGAGACAUCUGCCAAAAGUGGACAAAAUGUUGAGCUGGCUUUUGUAGCAGUGGCGCGUUCUGACGAACCCGAAGAAAGAUUGGUUAUUUCACGUCGGAUUCGAAAUACGUUUUACGUAAAAUAUAUACCCGGUGAUAAAUGUAAGUUCAAGGAGGUUGCUUAUCAUUGGGGCUUAGCGUUUGCAAAUGGAUCAAUGAAACUCUACGAAGAAUACCACAAAAAGGAUUACGUAUUUGUUGUGGAACCUUUCACUUUAACUUAUCACAGCCAACCUUACUAUUUAAUGUUUGUUGUUUAUGAAAUGUAUAAAAACACAAAGAAGAUAGGAGAAUUGAAAGCUGCUUGUAGUUUCGAGGUGAGUCGAGAAAAUCCUAUACCGAUCAUAAAAGGUGGAUUGGAAAUUUCUGUAGAUAGUGGAAAAGACAUUGUAAUUGACGGUGCUGGUUCCAUUGACUUAGAAGUUCCUCAUGGUCAAAAAGGUCACCUUCAGUUCAAGUGGAGUUGUACAGUCAGCGACGAUAAACUAUCCGAAUUUUGUCAAAAAAAUCUUGGUAAAAAUUCCAUGGUAAAAAUACCAGCGCGUUAUGCAGUACAUAAUUCAAUUUAUACAUUCACCCUCAGUGUAAAAAGUAGAGAAUCUGAUUGGCAAUCUACAAAUCAAAAAGUUAAUAUAUUUACCGGAGCGUCAUCCAUAGAAAUCAUUUGCGAGAAAAAUUGCCCUCCUGAUGUACCGGUAUCAAAUGCCAAGCAAGUUACCAUUUUCGAAGUAAAGUGUAAAGUGAACUGUAAAAACAUAAACUCCAAUCUAUAUAAAUGGUCGAUUAACUCUGAUUUUUCAUAUGAAUCUGCCACCAAAUUUGGAAGACAAGGUCCUGUAUUUUAUAUCUACGAAAAAAUUUUAACCGAAGGCCAAACUUAUGAGGUAUCUGUGGAAAUAACAAAUGAGCAAGGUAAACAGGAAACAAUUCAAUUUUUAGACUAA